Messenger RNA from Heterocephalus glaber (naked mole-rat), 4789 nucleotides. It is a transcript of the gene Rrp8, whose product is annotated as ribosomal RNA processing 8. Gene Ontology annotation, biological process: cellular response to glucose starvation; regulation of transcription by glucose; rDNA heterochromatin formation. Gene Ontology annotation, molecular function: methyltransferase activity. Lineage: Eukaryota; Metazoa; Chordata; Mammalia; Rodentia; Bathyergidae. Gene Ontology annotation, cellular component: chromatin silencing complex; rDNA heterochromatin; nucleolus. The record is from RefSeq and is a predicted model, not a curated record.
GGCAAGUGUGUGGGUUCGCUGAGUGAAGGGAGUCGCUCUCAGCACGUGCAGAGGAUCUUAGUUUUUGCGACUCCGACCUUGCGACCCGCAUGUUCGAGGAGCCUGAGUGGGCCGAGGCGGCCCCAGUAGUCGCGGGCCUCAGUCCAGUCACCUCAUGGCCUCGGCCAGAGGCAGCCGCGAAAAUCAGGGGCUCCAGGCACUCCCAGCUCUUGGCCACCUUAAGGAUUCUGGAAGCAGCAUCUCUUUGCCACCAGUCCACCAGCCUCCCUGGCAGUGACUCUGAGGAGGAGGUAGAAAGAAAGAAGAAAUGCCCCAAAAAGUCCUCAUUUGCUAGUACCUCUGCCAAAGUAGGAGAGAAAAGGAAGGAAUGUCAAAAACUGGGCCCGCCUCAAGGUAACUGUGAGGACCACAAAACAGAAAAGAAGAAAUGCCGCAAAAAAGCUCUUCUGGGUAGUGACUCUGCCGAAGAAGAGAAAAGAAAGAGGAAAUGCCAGAAAGAGGCCCUUUCAAACAAUGUCGACCAAACAGGUCACAAAUCCUGGAAGUGUAGUACUACAAAUGAUUCACCCAAGCCAAUCCCUAGGUCCAGUUCCCCUAAGCCCCCCAGUACCUUGACCCGCAAGCAGUGGCGGAACCGGCAGAAGAACAAGCGAAGACACAAGAACAAAUUUCGGCCACUUCAGGCACCAGACAAGAUUUCUUCGGAGGCCUCCAAGGCCUCCACAGAGGAGUCAGAGAUGUCUCCUGCCCCCAAAGCAGACAACCAUAAGCCUCGGGCAGAGGCCCUGCGAGCCCGAAUGGCACAGCGGCUGGAUGGGGCCCGAUUUCGCUACCUCAAUGAGCAGCUGUACUCAGGGCCCAGCAGUGCUGCACAGCGCCUCUUCCAGGAAGACCCUGAGGCUUUUCUCCUCUAUCAUCGUGGCUUCCAGAGCCAAGUGAAGAAGUGGCCACUGCAACCAGUAGACCGCAUCGCCAGGGAUCUUCGCCAGCGGCCUUCAUCUCUUGUAGUGGCUGACUUUGGCUGCGGGGAUUGCCGCCUAGCUUCAAGUAUCCGGAACCCUGUACACUGCUUUGACUUGGCCUCACUGGACCCCAGGGUCACUGUGUGUGACAUGGCCCAGGUGCCUCUGGAAGACAAGUCUGUGGAUGUGGCUGUGUUUUGUCUUUCACUAAUGGGAACCAACAUCAGGGAUUUCCUGGAAGAGGCAAAUCGAGUGCUGAAGCCAGGGGGUCUCCUGAAAGUGGCUGAGGUCAGCAGCCGCUUUGAGGAUGUUCGGACCUUUCUGAGAGCUGUGACCAAGCUGGGCUUCAAGGUCAUCUCCAAGGACCUGACCAACAGCCACUUCUUCUUAUUUGAUUUUGAAAAGACGGGCCCCUCUCAGGUAGGGCCCAAGGCUCAACUUGCAGGCCUGAAACUUCAACCAUGUCUCUACAAGCGAAGGUGACCUCUAAACUUGCCUUGAAAGGGGAGGCAGGGCCCAGACUCCAGGCUGAAAACUCUGACGACUGUAUCUUCUCUGAAGACUGUAUCUAGCCAGGCUGUGAGUCAGGACCUGGUACUACCUUUCCUCUGUCCCAAGAACAAGUUGUGAUGAAACCCCUGGCUCAGCUGUGUUCCAACGAAGGAUUCUCGGUUUAAAAGAAGCCUAAAGUCACUUGAGCAAGCUAAGGAGUAAGGAGGAACAGGGAUAACUGGGAAUCAUAGAAUACCUUAAGUAUCAUAAAAGCCAGACGGUUUGGAAUUGAAGGGUCUUUGGGUUUGGCUCCUCUUUGCAUCUCUCAGAAGACACAUGGGCUUUUUGUCUUGGCCUCUCUGCUCCCCUUUCUUCUGAUUUAUACUGAUCAGCCUCUGCUCAACUGUAGCUUCUGCUCCUUCAGGCUCAUACUGCCCAGCCCUUUAAACUCUUGCUUCUUGGUAGUUCUAAUCCCAACCUUCCCCCCUCAGCCUAGAGUCAUUUAGUAUCUAUCAUAUUCCUCAUUUGGAAAAUGAUAGAAUUUCUGUCUUAGAGUAUUGCUGUGUGUGUUAUCUGAGGAAAUCCAUAGUCAGGGCUAGGAACAUAGGAGGUGCUCAAUAAAUAGCUGUGGAUAUUAUGUGUUGUAAUCCUUAUUGUUCUUUGAAGACUCCAUGCACCAGAUUGGAGGUUGAAGGACAAAUGGAUUUGUUAACUGGGAAAAUUCAAGAUAAGGCCUUUCAAAAGACUCAUGCAGUACUGUAUUUUGAAACUUUUAAUGGAUUCCAAGCUUUCGUUGGAGGAGGGGGAUAGUGAGGGAGCUGGAUUUUUGUUCAUAAAUAACUGGUUGAUGCCAUGUUGCGGGGGAGAUCGGACUACUCAUUGGCAAAGUGGUUUGUCCAUUAUUUCUGCUCUGCAGUAGGCCCAGAUCAGCAUGUCCUGGGAGAGCGAUAGGAAGGAAAGCUGGUGCUAGAGGAGGAUGAGUUAGGAUGACCCAUCCCAGGCCUCCCCCAGAAGAGCUGCCAUAGACUUGUCAUAAAGAUACAGCUUCUUCUACCUGUUCCCAAGAACAAGACCUGAGAGUGCCCACUGGGAAGACAUAGCUUCUAGGGUUUUGAUGCAGUUGGGUGUCUCCAGUAAAGACAUGGAGAUUCUGAAACAGGCUGUAGGCCAGAGGCAUAUAUGGAGGCUGGGCUGUGAGCCAUUCAGCUAACACUACACAGUGCUCUUGCAUGUGCUUCUCUUUGUUGAGUACUUGUCCGGCUAGCAUAGUUUAGUCAUCUUCCUAAACAUUCUGGUGGUUUAUUACUCAUCUGUUCCCAAAGCAGGAUUAAUUCUUCAUCUGUGUUCACAAAGUAUUAUGUGAAGAGUACUCCUUUAGCAUUUAAAUAUUAUGUUGUGGUUGCUUAGUGCAUUUGGCUACAGUCUUCUGCAAUCAUGUUUACCUUUGUAUUCCCAGAGCUUGUCACUUGAGGUACAGCCAAUGCAUUCAUUACCUAGGGAGGGAUAAGAAAUGACAGGGUCUGGUUAAGUGGAGUUGAUGAGAACAGCAGUGUGCUAGAAACCCAAGUUUGAGGCAUAUGUUGAAGCCACUAUGGACGACAUUAGGUUGAAUUGGUGGAAUGUUGAGGGUGGAUAAGAGGAAAUCUGAAGUAAGUCCUAGGUUUCUGGCUUGAGCAACUGAGUGGGCUGGUGAUGCCACUCAAAGUGUUGGACUUUAGGUCCUUGUUAGAUGUUCAUUUAGGAGUGGGACAAGAUGGGGACAAUAGUAUAUGCUUAUAGUCCCACCUACUCAGAAGGCUGAGGUUGAAGGAUUGCUGGAGCCCAGGAGUGCAAGAUCAGCAUGGACAACAUAGUGAGACCCCUGUCUAAAAGAAGGAAGGAAGGAGAAAGGAAGCAAAGAAGCAAGCAACUAACUUAUGAGAUCUGUGCUGGGGAUUUAACUAAAGGUAGGAAAGUUAUAAGAAUAGAUAAGAUAUCCAGGGUUAGAUAAUGAGGAGAAAAUGGCUCAGAAUAGAACUCUCUCAGAAUGAACCAGUAAAGGUGACAGAAGAUAAGCAAGUUGGAUCAUAGAGGAGUAAAAAAUACUGAGGAGAGUAGCUUUUUUAAUAUGGGAGGAAUAGGUACAUUAUCAGCUCUCUGAUGCUGUUGAGAGGUCUGAAAAUGAGAGAGAAGUCAAAUUGCAGUGGGGUAAGGAUUGCUGAGUAAUGUUGAGGGUCUUUCUGAAUUUAUAAUGAUAUUAUUCAUAGGUAGCUAUACCAUCCUACCCAAUGAUGUAGUCAUUCCUACCUACCCAGGAAUCCAGGUGUAACUGGAAGAUGUUCAUAACUGGAAGAGGUGAGUGAGUACCAAGGGAUCAUCCAGAGUUCUUUUCCGUCACCGGAAAUGAAAGGACAGUGAGCAAAGGAGUUCAGGCUAUUAGCACGUAAAUGGUGGUUAUGCUGGAUUGUGAAGCUUUGUAGAACAAGCAGGAGAGUGAAGGUAGGAGUAGGAUGUUUGGUGGGAAUAACUGAACAAGUAACCUAGGAGGCAGUUGUGCUUAGAAAUCAGAAUGUUUGAAUUACUAAUUUGAAAGCAGAGCAACUUUAGGUGAUGGCAGCGUGUAGGGUGUGGGCACAGGGCUGAGUGCUUGGGAGACUCACAGGGGAGGUCGCCUGAAGACUGGUUAAUGAACUAAAGGAUCAGGUAUUGUGGGAGGGGUCGUCUGCUUGGAUUUUGAAGCUUUCCAGGAUAAUUGUUAAAGUUGACAGUGGAAUGGGUACCAGUAUCACGAGGGUGUUGGAGGAUGGAGAAGAUCUACAGACACAGGGAGGAAGCAGCAUGGCACAUAACUUCACAAGUGCCCAGCAGGGUCCGGGGAUUUAGCUCAGUGGUUCCGCCACCUGCCUCACAAGCGCAAGGUCCCGAGUUUGAUCCCCAGUACCAAAAAACGGAAAGUGCCUAGCAGACUCCCAGGUUAGGGUGAGUGGAGCUGGCCGCCAGGCAGCCAAUGCGAAAUGCACUGAUAGUCCUCUCCAGCCUGCCAGAUUCUCAGAGCUUAUUGGGGCAACUCCGUGAGGCAGGAGCUUCCUGGGAUAAUUGAAUGGGAGGCAAGCUACAAAGUCUAAGGAAAGUAUCUUACCAUAAGACACACAUCACCUUUUAUAGCUCUGUAUUUGUAUCCCCCCUCCCCACAAUGUUACAUACAUUCCUAGAUCUAGAAUAGUUUGUUUGCUUAUCAUGCUCAGCAAGACAGCUGAGGUCUGCUUUCCUCUUGCUUUUCUUUCUUUCUUAUGAUUUGGAUUCUCAGUUUGUCUAUUCUGACCUCCAGCCACCUGAAUAAACAUCUCUGGAUCUGA